AUGUUUCCGAUCCUGCUAACGACAACUAAUGAGAACCAACCAGAUGCCGUGGUCGCUUGGGACCCACUUGGUGGAUGUCCGAUUGUUACAUUUGCUGGUGAAACCGCGCAUCGAGGCUCUGUGACGCAGUUCGCCGAGGGUGUUGUAUGCGCUGCUGCUAAAAAGCCUUUUAUACAGUUAUGGAACUUUCACUCUGCAUCGUCAAGUUACAAACGGAUUUUAACCAAAGGACUGGUCAGUGCAAUUGCUUUGACUCCGGACAGCGAGUGUAUAUUUGUUGCAUUUGAACGAGAGAUUUACGUAUACCAGACCAGUAGCGGUUGUUUGAUUGGCGUGUUGGGUGGUAGUCAUUCAGCCAAAAUCGGUGAAAUACGCUUAGCGAAUUGGCUCACGCCGGAAAACACAAUGCUGAUUACCGCCGAUGUGUCUGGAUUUCUGGCAUGCUGGAAUUUGUGCGCGUUAGUCGACGAGUUAAAUCUGUUAACCAGUAAGCCGCGAGUAUCUGACACUAAUGCGUCCGUUGUGGAGCACGCAACACUCGAGCUUGGAAACUAUUCACAAUCGCCUCCCGUUUGGUAUACACUGCAAGCCAGUCACUAUCUUCCGCGGAUUAACAUAUUCCGACAACUUGUACUGGUUACUGGAUCUGAAGGAUUGAAGGUAAUCUCUGUAAUAAAAAAAUAG
Molecule: messenger RNA, 684 nt
Organism: Echinostoma caproni
Lineage: Eukaryota; Metazoa; Platyhelminthes; Trematoda; Plagiorchiida; Echinostomatidae
Source: the annotation of a GenBank genome assembly